Molecule: messenger RNA, 728 nt
Organism: Theobroma umbraticum
Lineage: Eukaryota; Viridiplantae; Streptophyta; Magnoliopsida; Malvales; Malvaceae
Source: RefSeq, a predicted model, not a curated record
AACAUCCUUCCAUCGCAUCCCAAUCCACCUUAAUUAACAUCACAUUGCCAUAUUUCCUUCUACUCUCUUUGUUAAGCAUACUCAACCAACCACCACGCCAAAAUGGCUGAGGAGAAGCACCGCCACCACCUCUUCCACCACCACAAGGAGGAUGAAAAGCCUGUUGACACCUCUGUCUACUCUGAAACUGCUUACUCUGGUGAUAUCUCUGCUGGUUAUGGGGCUGGCCCGGCUGAAACGGAAGUGGAUUACAAGAAGGAAGAGAAGCACCACAAGCACCUCGAGCACGUUGGGGAGCUAGGGGCUGCCGCAGCUGGUGCUUAUGCACUGCAUGAGAAGCACAAGGCAAAGAAAGAUCCGGAGCAUGCCCACAGGCACAAGAUAGAAGAGGAAGUGGCAGCAGCCGCAGCAGUGGGAGCCGGGGGGUUUGCAUUCCACGAGCAUCAUGAGAAGAAAGAAGCGAAGAAAGAAGAAGAGGAGGCUCAUGGAAAGAAGAAGCACCACUUUUUCUGAUUUACUGAUACUUUUCUUCUUCUUUACGUCAUUCCGUGUGUUGUGUUUGUCACCAGUGAGCAGCUACCCUUAAUAAGAACUAUUGGUGUGGGCUUCGUCUGUGUAUUGUAGCCGCUUUCUGCAAUUAUUGUGUGUCCCUAUUAGAUCAUGUUAUCCGCUUUUCUCAGGCUCUAUCUGUUUAUAAUAAUAUUUUCGGCUGUGUUUUUGUGAAUUAA